UUGUUUCCUACUGAAGUAGCUUAUAAAAGAGUAAUUUUUAAUGCUUAUCAAUAUUAUUCUUAUUAUAAGCAAUCAAGAGUUCAUUGGCAGGCAAAUUUUGAUAAAGUGGUUAAACAAAAUCAAGAACAUAAGGAAAAAAUCCUACAAUUGGAAGCAAAACUAGAAGAAAAAAAUAAUAGGAUAAAAGAAUUAGAAAACAGAAAGUUAAUAAGUACAACAAAAGAAAAAGUUAAGGAAAAUGUUAAAAAAAAGUUUGAUACCUACAUUUUACAAAAGAAUAAAAACAGUUUAGUUUUUAAUGUUGCUACUUAUCAAAUUGCAACAUUCAAAGAUAAUGGUGAUUAUGCUGACAUAGCUCAUAUUUGUAACAAUUGUAAAAAAGAUUUGGAAAGUGGUAUUCUUCCUUAUUGUGAACUUUGUGGUAGACUAAAAAGAAAUAGGAAAGCUUGUUUUUGUAAUCUACUAAAAGAAAAUAAAACUAGAGAACUAGAAAAAGAACAAUCGGUUGCUAAAGAAGAGUUAAAAAUUGAAAGGAAAAAAGUAGUCAAAUUUUAA
Molecule: messenger RNA, 555 nt
Organism: Funneliformis geosporum
Lineage: Eukaryota; Fungi; Glomeromycota; Glomeromycetes; Glomerales; Glomeraceae
Source: the annotation of a GenBank genome assembly